UACAUAAAUAUGUAUUAGUACACAUAUAUUUGCAGUGCUUGUUCACAUCUUUAGAGAGUAACUAUAUACGAAGAACAGGCAUGAUGAUACUGUGAAUGUCAAUUUUGGCGGAAGUUUAAGGGAUCGGGAAAAUUAAGAACAAAAGAUUAAUGUUAAACACCAGUAUUAACUAUGGAUGAGAGAAACAAACCGAAGACUUCAGUGGAAAUCGAACAACCCAAAAUAGAAUGCUUGAAGGAGCGUGCCCAAUGGUCAAGCCAGCUUGAUUUUCUGCUCGCCUGUAUCGGUAAUGCAGUUGGUUUGGGCAACAUUUGGAGAUUCCCAUAUCUUUGCUACAAAAAUGGAGGAGGAGCAUUUUUGAUACCAUACUUAAUCAUGCUGUUCUGUGGAGCACUGCCAGUAAUGUUACUAGAAAUCGGUUUGGGUCAAUACAUGUCCAGAGGAGGCCUGAAGUCCUGGAUUAUCUGCCCUUUGUUUCAAGGUAUCGGAAUUGCUACAUUUCUGAUGUGUUUUCUGUCCAUUACGUACUACAUAGUGAUUCUGGCCUGGGGUCUAUACUACAUGUAUGCCAGUGUGGCGAUGGAGAUACCGUGGGGUUCCUGUUUCAAUACCUGGAACACAUACAGAUGUGCAUCGUCAAAUGAAGAAUUACAGAAACGACUCUGUACAUCUGAAGGUAAAUACAGUUCUUCAAUCAGCAAUGGGCAAACAUUGGAAAACAUGAGCUUGAUAAAUGUAACUCUGCACAACAGCCUGAUUAACACAACCGACACAAACUGUUCCAUGAGUAAUGUCACUGCUGUAGACCCGGCCGUCGAGUUCUGGGAAAACCAUGUGAUCCAAAUCUCGGAUUCCAUAGAAGAUGGUGGGGGUAUUGUGCCUCAAUUGGCUGUCUGUCUGUUGGUGAUGUGGAUACUUGUCUAUUUCUGUGUAUGGAGGGGUGUCAAAUGGAGCGGAAAGGUGGUUUACUUCACGGUUACAUUCCCUUACGUCAUCCUGCUCAUACUGUUGGUCCGUGGUGCGACUCUACCUGGAGCCGGAAACGGAAUCAAGUAUUUCCUGUCUCCCGAUUUUAGCCGUUUACAGGACGCUCAGGUGUGGAUUGACGGAGGGACACAGGUGUUCUUUUCGGCGGCUAUCGCCAUUGGAGCCAUGAUAAGUCUGGGAAGCUACAACGAUUUUCAUACAGAUUUUUACAAGCAUACCAUGAUUGUAGCGGGUAUCAAUAGUGGUACCAGUUUCCUCAGUGGUUUUGCGGUGUUUUCUGUUCUUGGGUUUAUGGCACAUGAACAAAAUGUGGACAUAGACCAAGUCGCCGAAUCAGGUCCUGGUUUAGUAUUCAUCGUGUACCCCAAGGCAGUCACCAUGAUGCCUCUUCCUCAACUUUGGGCCAUCCUAUUCUUUUUGAUGCUGUUUUUAAUUGGAAUUGACAGUGGGUUUGUGAUGGUAGAAUCUGUGGUAGCACAUAUAAGCGACAUGUUUCCACGACAGCUGUAUAAGACUAAAGGAAGAAUGAUUCUGACAGCAGUUUUGUGUUUUUUAUGGUACACAAUGGGACUUUCGAUGGUGUCCAGGGGAGGAAUGUACGUCUUCCAGCUAUACGACUACUAUUCAGCUAGUGGCGUGGUCCUACUCUGGGUAUGCUUCUGGGAAAGCAUUGUAAUUGGAUGGAUAUUUGGUUCAGAAAAGUUUAACGACGCCAUAGAGGUAAUGAUAGGAUACAGAAUCAACAAAUGGUUCCAUAUAUGUUGGAAGUACCUCACACCUCUUGUAUGCACAGGUAUUUUUGCGUUUCAAUUGAUUGGAUUUAAACCCUUGAAAUACAAUAAUGAGUACGAGUACCCUCCUUGGGCCCAAGGAUUCGGACUGAUGCUGGCCCUGGUGUCCAUGUGCUGUAUACCUUUCUACGUGGUGGGCAAACUUUUAUCACUCAAAGGUCCAAUCAAAGAGAGAAUUAAGAAAGCGAUUGUACCAAAACUAACAAAAGAUCAAAUUUCUAAGAAGUCGAGGAACAAAGAUGGUGCCUUAUUGCUACAGCAAAUCGAGACUUAACCAAUAUCGAUAUAAAUCAUAGUAUACAUAAUAUCUUUUGAGUACUGUGGAAUCAUCAUAAUUCUUCUUAGCCAAGUGCUAGUGGAUUUGGUGGUUUCCGCUUCAAAUUUAAAUCAACUGGAAUUUGGUAUUGGCAUCAAUGUACUAGAAUAUAUUUCUAAGAAUAAAAUCAUAUAUGUAUCAUCACCGAUUUCGUAAAAAUGAUUGCAACACGGAACAUUUCAAAUUUAGUAUUAUGAUUUUUAAUUUCAAGUACAGUUGACAAUUUUCAGUGAUUUUGUCUUACUAGAAAGGUAUUGUUUGAUAUUAAUAUAAUUAAUAUAUUGACGUAUUGAUUGAGAAAAAAUCCUACUGACCCUUGUUUAUGUUGGUAAAUUACAUGUAUAACUGUUUCUUAGAGGUAACGCAAUUUAAAUAAUAACAAUUAAAAAUGGAACUCCUCUGAUAUUACCCGAGUUCUUUCUCUCUAAUUAUAAGUUUCACUUGUUGAUAACAGUAUACAUGUAUCAACAAUAAAUAUUGGUUAUAAUCCUUU
Magallana angulata is the source of this 2587-nucleotide messenger RNA. RefSeq names its product sodium- and chloride-dependent taurine transporter-like. The record is from RefSeq and is a predicted model, not a curated record. Bases 172 to 2052 code for a protein of 626 amino acids. The transcript is spliced from 15 exons. NCBI's taxonomy places the organism in Eukaryota, Metazoa, Mollusca, Bivalvia, Ostreida, Ostreidae. Gene Ontology annotation, cellular component: membrane. Gene Ontology annotation, biological process: sodium ion transmembrane transport.